Molecule: messenger RNA, 1011 nt
Organism: Saccharomycodes ludwigii
Lineage: Eukaryota; Fungi; Ascomycota; Saccharomycetes; Saccharomycodales; Saccharomycodaceae
Exons: 1
Coding region: 1-1011 (336 amino acids)
Source: RefSeq, a predicted model, not a curated record
AUGAAGUAUGUUUUAUUUUAUGAUAAGAAAAUAUCAAUAAACACUAUAACUCAAUUGCAUGAUUUAUUAGUCAAUAAUUCAUUUAAUAUCCUAAAAUCAAAAAGCAAUAUACCGACUAUCUACAAUUCUACUUCUUCAAAUAAUAGCACCACUACCGCAACAACAGCCGCCACUAUCUCUACUACUACUACUACUAAUAAUGGUGGUGGUAAUAAUAACGAUGUCGCCAGUAUCCUCAGCAACAACAAUAAUGAAAGUUCUAGUGGAACCAAUGAUACUUGGGAAUUUGAAUUGAAAACUUUUAGAAACACUAUUCCAUCCACUAUUUCUAAUGAUAGCCCUGUUUCUACUACGACGACCACUACCACUUCUAAUAGUGCAAAUAAGAACCUAAUGUAUGUUUUAACUUUUGAUAAAAGUCAAAGUAUAGUACAUAUAGGAAACGAUGCUUCAAUUAAACUGCAACACAAUAUUAGCAAAGGCUUUUGUGAUACAACAAAAAUGGGUGAACUUCAUGGAUUGUUUCAAAAUGGAUGUCUUUUUAAUAAUAAUAAUAAAAGCAGUAGUAAUAGCAGUGUUGGGAACGAUGACUAUAUUCAUAAGAUAUUAAAUAGUGGCAAGACGUGGACACAAAGACAAUUAUUUAAGGGAUCAUUGGGUGUAAAAUACCAAAUUAAGUUGCCAAAUAAAUUAUUUGUUAGUAGCAACAAUACUAAUAGUACCGUUACUAUUGAGACCAAAAGCGGUUAUCAACUGAUCACUUUAAGUAUGAUUAAUGCUACAAGUUCCUCUAAUGAUUUAAAAGGGUUAAUUAUAGAACUAGAAGUUGAAGCAUUUCCUAAACCUGGUCUACAAGAAAUAUCUAUAUCCGCAUUGGAAUACGUUGCGAGAAUAUUAGAUAAAGAACUAGCCAAGGAUGUUUUGGAUGUCUCGGAGAAAACUAUUAAUAGUGAAGAUCUAGUAUACAAUGAUUACCAAUUAACCAAACAAUAUAUAAAAUAUUUGGAAUAA